AUGGGCAAAUUCAACCUCAAGAGAGGCGACGACGAAGACGACUCCAGCAAACUCGCGCUAUUCGGCUCCCGGUCCAAAUCCAAGUCUCCUGCUCCUCCCUCCAAUAAUCCAUAUGCACAGCCGGCUAUUCCCCCAGACCCAUACACAAAAGCCAAAAUGAAUGCUGGAAUCAUGCCUCCACCAGACCAGAGAGGUCCUCCGGGCUCAGACCCACGGGGUGGUUAUCGCCCUGGACCGGGGCCUCAGAGCAAUUUCAGCGGUCUGCCCGGACCGGGACAGCAGCGCCCAUCCUAUGGCAGAGACAACUCGUACAGCGGAGGAGGAGCACCCAGCAAGUUUGGACAAGACAACAAAUAUGGCCCUUCCCAGGGUGGUUAUGGCAGCAGUGGCAGCGGAUACGGCGCCGAUAAAUUUGGGAAUCAAAACGGCUAUGGAGGGGGUGGAAUGGGUGGAAAUCCUUACGCCAGCAUCCAACAAACCAGUGGAACAUCCCGACAAGGAGGUUACGGUGGCUUAGGUCCUACCAGUGCCUAUGACAAUGAUACCAAUCGCGAUGAACUAUUCGGUGGAGCCCGAGAACGUAUAGAACAAAGGCAACAAAAUGCGCCUCCUGACUACCAGGACAGUACUGCCAAUGAUGGUCCUGAUCGAAGUUAUGGAACCUAUGGCGACCGCCAGCUUACGGCUGAAGAGGAAGAAGAGGAGGACAUCCAGGCGACUAAGCAAGAGAUCAAGUUCAUGAAACAACAAGACGUGGCAUCCACAAGAAAUGCUCUCCGAAUCGCUUCUCAGGCAGAGGAGAUGGGUCGCAAUACUCUGGCCAGGUUAGGUGCGCAGGGCGAAAGAAUGCAUAACACCGAUAGAAAUCUGGACAUUGGUAACAACCACAUCAACAUUGCAGAAGAUAAAACAAAAGAACUCAAGACAUUGAAUCGGAGCAUGUUUGCUGUUCAUGUCAAUAACCCUUUCACCGCGAAAGACAGGCGUGCACGUCGAGAUGAGCAGAUCAUGGAACGACACCAUGCUGAACGAGAAGCCCGCGAAGCAACUCGGGAGGCUGCUUUCAAGAGCACUCAGCGAAUGAACCAAAAUUUCAAGGGCUUGGAUGAUGCCUCGAGCGGACCUAGAACUAAGGCAAGCCUUGCUGAACGAGCCAAAUACCAAUUCGAGGCAGACAGUGAAGAUGAUGCAAUGGAGGAUGAAAUCGAUCGAAAUCUUGACGAACUUACUGGUGCCGCCAAAAGGCUCAACCUGUUGGCGCGUGCCACUGGAGAGGAGGUCGAAGCACAAAAUCAACUGAUCCAAAACAUUGCAGAAAAGGCGAGUUUCUUGAACAACAUGUCUGUGUCGAUAUUGGCUAACUUUUUGCUACCAGAGCGACCGAUUCGAUGA
This is a messenger RNA of Rhinocladiella mackenziei CBS 650.93, 1392 nucleotides long. RefSeq lists its product as uncharacterized. The coding region runs from base 1 to 1392 and encodes 463 amino acids. Gene Ontology annotation, cellular component: SNARE complex; plasma membrane. Lineage: Eukaryota; Fungi; Ascomycota; Eurotiomycetes; Chaetothyriales; Herpotrichiellaceae. Gene Ontology annotation, biological process: vesicle fusion; exocytosis. The record is from RefSeq and is a predicted model, not a curated record. The transcript has a single exon. Gene Ontology annotation, molecular function: SNAP receptor activity; syntaxin binding.